CUUAUUCGGUAGGUCUCUGAUGGGCCACCAGGUCCGUCCGAAAGUCCUAGCCGAGUGAUUGACAGUGGCCAUUUCAAAGCCUGAUUUCACCUUUGCAACCACAAUCACGACCCAGAAUAAACUGCUUCCAGGAAGCCAGUUAGUUGCACCUUGCCUGAAGUCAGUCUCCGGACUGCCUCUCAGGACCCCCGCCAGGGUUUCGGGUUCCCGCCUGGGUCACGUGUACGGAGGCUGCCAGUGCGCACUCAGCCCGGCCCGCCGGUCGCCAGAGCAACACCAAUCCCGGGUUCACUCCCGCCUCGGAAGUGCGUUCCCCGCCCGACAGCUGCCGGCUUAAGGGAGCCUGGCUAGGCCGGCAGCCAGAGGGUCCCGCAGCUUGGGGCCGGCCAUGCUUCGCGGCUCGUGGCGCCAGCUUUGGCUCUUUCUCCUGUUGCUGAUGCUGCUGCUGCUGCUCCCGGGCGCGCCUGAGCCCCGCGGCACCUCCAGGCCGUGGGAGGGAACCGACGAGCCGGGCUCGGCCUGGGCCUGGCCGGGCUUCCAGCGCCUGCAGGAGCAGCUCAGGGCGGCCGGCGCCCUCUCCAAGCGGUACUGGACGCUCUUCAGCUGCCAGGUGUGGCCGGACGACUGUGACGAGGACGAGGAGGCAGCCGCGAGGCCCCUGGGCUGGCGCCUUCCCCUGUUGGGCCAGCGGUACUUGGAUCUCCUGACCACGUGGUACUGCAGCUUCCAAGACUGCUGCCCCGGUGGGGAUUGCAGAAUCUCCAACAACUUUACAGGCUUAGAGUGGGACCUGAACGUGCGGCUGCAUGGCCAGCAUUUGGUCCGGCAGCUGGUCCUAAGAACAGUGAGGGGCUACUUAGAGACGCCCCAGCCAGACAAGGCCCUUGCUCUGUCGUUCCACGGCUGGUCUGGCACAGGCAAGAACUUCGUGGCACGGAUGCUGGUGGAGAACCUGUAUCGGGAUGGGCUGAUGAGUGACUGUGUCAGGAUGUUCAUCGCCACGUUCCACUUUCCUCACCGCAAAUAUGUGGACCUGUACAAGGAGCAGCUGAUGGGCCAGAUCCGGGAGACGCAGCAGCUCUGCCACCAGACCCUGUUCAUCUUCGAUGAGGCCGAGAAGCUACACCCAGGGCUGCUGGAGGUCCUUGAGCCACACUUAGAACGCCGGGCCCCUGAGGGCCACAGGGCCGAGUUUACAUGGACUAUCUUUCUGUUUCUCAGUAAUCUCAGGGGCGAUAUAAUCAAUGAGGUGAUCCUAAAGUUGCUCAAGGCUGGAUGGUCCCGGGAAGAAAUUACGAUGGAACACCUGGAGCCCCACCUCCAGGCAGAGAUUGUGGAGACCACAGACAGUGGCUUUGGCCACAGCCGUCUUGUGAAGGAAAACCUGAUUGACUACUUCAUCCCCUUCCUGCCACUGGAGUACCGUCACGUGAGGCUGUGUGCACGGGAUGCCUUCCUGAGCCAGGAGCUCCUGUAUACAGAAGAGACACUGGAUGAAAUUGCCCAGAUGAUGGUGUAUGUCCCCAAGGAGGAACAACUCUUUUCUUCCCAGGGCUGCAAGUCUAUUUCCCAGAGGAUUAACUACUUCCUGUCAUGAAGGCUAGAGGAAGACUUCCUGGAGCUCCCUUUCUUCCACUAACAGGACCCUGGGACCUGUAGGAGCACCCUGUUUGGGACUGUGAGCUGUUUGAGGGGCUGUGGACUGGCAUCCAGCAGUCACUAACACACAACUGGUGUGUAAAAGGCAGGCCUUACAUUAGAAGCUGAGCCAAUCCUUUUUCUUUUUUUUCCUUUUUUUUUUUUUUUUUUGAGGUCCCACCGAGAUAGGAACUUGGAUUGCUAGAUUCAAAAACAGACCCCAUUCUUAAGAUCACUUGGUGCCUUAAAGACACGCAUUCCAAAGCGGAAUGUGCUUGAAGAAAGUGGGCCAGGUGGUUGAAGACAGGCGUGUGGGAGCUCAGCAAAUCCCAAAGGCUUAUUAUGACACUCCAGAUGGUCUCCUUAGCAUCUCAGCUCUUCUGCAAGGAAGAGCUUGGGUGUUGGGCCUCAAAGGCUGUAGAGUCCUUGGGUUAGAGAGCUGGGGAGAACGAAGUUCUGUGACCCAGGAGUGGCGAGUACACUCUAGGUUUACGGGCUGGUGGGCUUUCAAAUUGGUACUCCCAGAGGAAAGCCGGGCUGCUUCUGUUGUGAGCAAUCAGCCAAGAGUCUGAGGCUGAAGGGAAAAGUACACAGAGGAAGGUGUUUUACAAAUCAGGUCAGUGUAGGCCAAGACUUAUGGUCUACAGAUUUUGGUGGGGGAGGGGGGAACCUUUUCAAAGACAAUUGGGGGUCUUGACGUGUUAAUGUAAAGAUUAAAAUUUUUGAUUUUUCUAAAA
Molecule: messenger RNA, 2375 nt
Organism: Mandrillus leucophaeus (drill)
Lineage: Eukaryota; Metazoa; Chordata; Mammalia; Primates; Cercopithecidae
Gene: TOR3A
Product: torsin family 3, member A
Exons: 6
Coding region: 389-1597 (402 amino acids)
Cellular component (GO): nuclear envelope; endoplasmic reticulum lumen
Molecular function (GO): ATP hydrolysis activity; ATP binding
Source: RefSeq, a predicted model, not a curated record